This is a messenger RNA of Brassicogethes aeneus, 846 nucleotides long. NCBI's taxonomy places the organism in Eukaryota, Metazoa, Arthropoda, Insecta, Coleoptera, Nitidulidae. The record is from the annotation of a GenBank genome assembly.
CCAACAUAAAAGCAUUAAAUGUUAUCUGUCAAAAUAUAAAAAUAAGGUUAUGGUAGUAUUUACAUUAAAUUUAUUUUCAUCAUGAAAUGUUUGCACAUUAAUAUAAGAAGGGCUACAUUUAUACUUUUAACAUUUUUGGUAAACAAUGUCCAUAAAAUCCAUAUGGUGGACGAAAAUAAAAUUCAAAGUAGUCAAGACAAAAUGAACACAUCCAUUACCUCAGAAGAUUUCCUCAAGGAUUCUGUUAUGAUAUGCCCCUCAAACAUUCAAUGCAAAGAUCUCAAUGGCGAUUGUAUUACAUGCAAGUUUAAUAACUCAUGUAGAUAUGGCCAAGAAACCAGUGCUACAUGUUCUCCAAAAGCAAAGGUUAUUUGUUAUGGUAAAAGGGAGUUCACCAAAAUCUUCUCCUGCAAAUACUGCUAUCAAACACAACAUUGGGAGCAUGACUGCCUUCUAAAAGCUCACUGUAACUCUGUAAGCUCUCCAAGAAAUGUCUACAAAACCAAUUGCACUGUUAAAAGUGAGGUUAUUUGCCUUGGUAAUAGACGAUUCAAUAAAAUGGUUCACUGCAAUUGGACAGGGGGGCAUUCCUGGUCCACAGCUUUGGCUUUGAGCAUAACCCUGGGAGGAUUUGGAGCUGAUAGAUUUUAUUUGGGACACUGGCAAGAAGGUAUUGGAAAAUUAUUCAGUUUUGGAGGACUUGGUGUGUGGACUAUUAUUGAUGUUAUUUUAAUAUCACUUCAUUAUUUGGGCCCUGCUGAUGGCUCCUUAUACAUAUAAUUGUUGACUGAAUAUGGAGAUAUAUUAUUUUAUGUGAUAUUAAUAUAGGUUUUUAUUAAAUAAAGG